AUGGUUUUAUCACUCAGUUUCCCUUUACAAAUCGCCAUUGCCAGUGUAACAGAAGUUUCAGAUGACCUGUGUGGCAGUGGGAACUACACAGCAGAGAUGAGUCUGAACCUGGGAAGAGGUGUAGAGCCUGGUGAUGCUGUGCCUGCCCUGGGGAACCUCAGAGUGGUUAUCAACCUGAAGACAAACAACAGUCGGAUAAACCUCGGGGUCACCUCCUGUUGCUUGUCCCCGACCACUAAGCCUGACCUCAUCAACUCCACCUGCUGCCUUUUCUCCAGGUUAGCAGCAGAGCCAGCGGGGAUCACGCUGCUGCCCAGUGCCCUGUCAACCAGUGCCAGUUUCACCAUCAGUCUCUUCCAAAUGAUUAAUUACUCAGUAGUGUACCUACACUGUGAUCUCAGUGUCUGCCUGAGAAACCGCUCUGACUGUGAAAGGCAAUGCCUCCAGCAGAGGAGUGCAUUUCCCUCAGAGGAUCCAGAGGCUGUUGUCACCAAUCUCAAGAAUCGCAUAUCCUUCGGUCCCAUGUUGAAAGAAGUUAAGAAUUCGACCUCCUUGGAGGAGAUAGACCCCCCAGAGCUGGACCUGGUUCUGGUCAUCGUCAGCCUGGUGGUUGGCUCCUCUCUUGUCACAGUGACGCUGCUGCUGGUGUGGCUGGCCUACCGUCGCCGUGCAAUCUGGCUGCUCCACUCCGCAGCUCCGCCACGAGCCUGCUGCGGCUGCCUGCACCCAGGAGGAGGUGACCUGGUCCUACCGUGACCAAGGAGGAUCCACUGCCAAUUACACUGAUAAUGUCCCCACCAAAAUAGCUGCCGACAAUUGCAUUAGUCAACAGACAGUGGAGCAGUCAAUCGUAUUAACCGUAGAGCAGAGGCGGACGGUCGCAUCAGCCGGUACAGGCCAGACUAGACGAUGAGGUGCAAUCCAAUUCACACCUCCUCUCAUAGGUGACACAGCUGUUGCAGUCGAAUUCACUCUUAGCCGUGGACAGUCUAUUAUCAUUCACU
Epinephelus moara (kelp grouper) is the source of this 1004-nucleotide messenger RNA. Its product is annotated as uromodulin-like 1. Bases 1 to 756 code for a protein of 251 amino acids. The transcript has 4 exons. Gene Ontology annotation, biological process: neutrophil migration. The record is from RefSeq and is a predicted model, not a curated record. NCBI's taxonomy places the organism in Eukaryota, Metazoa, Chordata, Actinopteri, Perciformes, Serranidae. Gene Ontology annotation, cellular component: apical plasma membrane; cell surface.